AUGGCAAAUAAAAUACUAGAUCCAAUCUUUAGAUUAUACAAUCCGAUUCGUUAUUCAUUUAACAAGAAAAAAGAGGAUUAUAUUUUCAUCUCACCGACUGUUGGUUCUAAAUCCCAAUUGAAUGAUGAUGGUAGAAUUACCUUCGAAAUAAAUUCAUUAUCGAAUUGGUUGCUUCUUUCCGAUGCUUAUUUCAGAUGUGAUUUCAAAAUUAAAGAUGGAACUCAGAAUCAAGUACCACAAACUAAUACGUUAGAAAACAAUUUCUUUCCAUCUUUAUUUAGCGAGAUGGUUUUGGAAGCUGGUUCAAAUCCGAUAGAAACAAUUACACAUCCUGGGGAAUUCGACACAAUGUUGAAAACAGUUUUAUAUCCUAAAGAUUUCGAUUCAGUCUCAGGUUGGAUACCCGAUGUUGGCGAUGGAAGUGUUUUAAAAGAAACGGUAAGAAAUCUUGCAAAUGAUGCUGAUUUAGCUAGAAUGAGAGUUGUUGCUCGAAACACAAUAGAAAGAGUAGCACAAGCAACUAAUCAUGGAUUCGAAAAACGAGUACUUCAGUAUAAUAAUGUUGUUGAGAAUAAUAGGUGGGGUAAUUACGUAAAUUGGAAAUUAUAUCCUUUAUUCGGUCUGUUGGAACAUAGAAAAGUUUCCAUAGGGUUACCAUAUAAAAUUCAUCUACAAAGAGAAAUCAACGAUGAUACGAUAUUCCUUGGAGAGAAUGCUUCAGAUGCAAAAUUAGAAAUAACAAAUCUCCAACUUUUCAUACCCGUAAUAACACCAUCAAUUGAAGUAGAAACGAGAAUAUUCAACUCAUUAACUAAAGAUAUUGAAAUAGCUUUUCUUCAUCGUAAUACGGUUGGUAGCAUGACUUUAACUGGAGAAUCCACCACGUGGCCAAUCACUAACACUAUUAAACCAGCAAGAUAUUUAAUGGUAGGUUUCAAGAACUUAGCAGAUUCUCAAAUGAAUAACAAUAAUGCCUUCAGAGUGGCAAUGAACCAAACUCAAGAUCCUUUAAUCCAUAAAGUUCAAGUAAGAUUAAACAAAUAA
Molecule: messenger RNA, 1044 nt
Organism: Lottia gigantea (owl limpet)
Lineage: Eukaryota; Metazoa; Mollusca; Gastropoda; Lottiidae
Exons: 1
Coding region: 1-1044 (347 amino acids)
Source: RefSeq, a predicted model, not a curated record